This is a messenger RNA of Athalia rosae (coleseed sawfly), 1457 nucleotides long. RefSeq lists its product as uncharacterized. The record is from RefSeq and is a predicted model, not a curated record. Lineage: Eukaryota; Metazoa; Arthropoda; Insecta; Hymenoptera; Athaliidae. The coding region runs from base 239 to 904 and encodes 221 amino acids. The transcript has 5 exons.
UCGCAGUACACUGUCUCCGCGUCUGUAGUGUGCCAGACCGUUCGAUCUUUGCCCCGUAGGAUAAAUAAGAAAUAUUCGUACGAGUCAAUCGGCGAUAUCGAGGCGAAAAAUCGACCACGUUGGAUCUCACCCUCCUCCGGAUCGGAACAACGUCCGACCCUCCCGAGUCUCCGGUAUUCACGUAUCACCCAUUACGAGAGGACGCCCCCGGCUUCGCGCCGAUCAAGAGAGGAACAAGAUGAGACUUUGCGUCAUCGCAGUGCUGGCCCUCGGUCUCGUGGCGGUGUGCAGGUGUGCCGACGAGGAGUACGAAUACGACGACGAUCCCGCCCCCGUUCCGGCAGCACCGGUGACUCCUGCUCCUCCGAAACACACCGGUCGAUCGUCUCUUUUGUCCCCGAGAGCUCGCAGCCCGAUCGGAAGAAAGCCGGCCCUGACAACUUCCACCACCGAGAAGCCCGUCGAACAAGUGAUCGAUGAAGACGAGGACGGCGAGGAACUGGGGGAUGAAAAUAUCGAGCAAGAAGAAGUUGUGACAACGACGGAACCACCGAAAAAAAUUCGGGCGGGAAUCGUCAGGCCGUUCAGAUCGAACGAGGAUCUCCUCGCCGUCCUGAAGCGGAGACGCGCUCAAGCCGGAAGUAACAAUAGCAUCCGAGAGUCUCACAGGACGGAAUCGGCCGAACCGGUUACAGCGAAGCCGAAAUCGAUUUCGUCGAACAACAGCCGUAGUCGGACUGGUCAGCAGGCGUCGGCGUCCACCGAUAAUCAGACGUCGUCGAGGUCAAAUCGGGGCCGAUUCGGCGCAGGAAGAGUCGCCGCGAAGCCGGUCCAAGAGGAAAUUGAGGAAGAAACUCAACAGGAAGUGGUUCAAGUUAAGCCGAAGUCAUUCCGCAGGGGCUAAAUGAAGGACCGCGCGAAAACGAAAAACCAUCCACAUUUCACCGUUUUCGAUUCAAUAACCGAUCACAAUGACAAAGUAAUAAAAGAAAAAAUUUCAACGAUCAACCGCGCGCAGAUUGAGCCUGAUUUUUUCUCAUUAUUGAAAUAUUCGCGAUCACUUACUUGGAAAAAGUCUCAAUAAUAAGAACCAAGUAACGUCGAAAAUCAUAAGCUACCUGCACGUCAAGUACGCGCAUACCUAAACAACUAUUUCCACUUUUCGUUUCAAUGUAAAAAUGUAACGUACGAACGAUUAUCUGUUAAUUACUGAAACAGGAUUAAAUUUUGACUGAUCCCUGAUGAUAACUGGAAAUCAUCGGGAGCGAAAAAUAAAAAAAACAAAAACAAAUUAAAGCAAAAGGAGAAUUUGCCAUACACAUUUCGAGUGAACGCCGCUCGACACCAUCAUGUACAUGUACAUAUAGAAGACUACUAUUACCCAUACCUUCGUAUUCUCUGAUUACCAUAAAAUAAUGUAUAGAUGUAAAUUAAUGAAAAUAAAAAGUAGAAAAGCA